CUUAGUAAGUCAAAUUGGGUCUAUAGAGAGGUUCUGUUGGGUUCUGACUGGAAACUCUUUGGAUGCGCCUUUGAAUUCCAAGACUGAGCUGGGUCUGACGUGAGAAGAUGUUCCAGUUCCCUCCAGCUACCUACUAGGAGACACAAUGAAGACAACCAAUGAAAACCAAAAGAUCUACAGUUACAAUUAAGAAUAUCAAAAAGAGGCAGCAAAGGACAAAGGAAGUCAGGCUGCACAUACAUGGAGGAAGCCAGUUUCUCAGAAGACACAACUCCUAAGCCACAGGAACAUUUGCUUUUUGGUAGGGAUUUCUCCCAAAUUAAGAUAUACAACGAUUACAAUUUUACCUCAAAAAAUGACAUCCUUGAUGUCUCAUAUCAAAUUAUGUCAACAGUAGAUGAUCCUCAAAAAAAGACCACAUACAAAGAGAUUUGUGGAAAUGCAGACAUAACCAAGACUUGGGAUAAAAUGACUGAAACUGUUGUUAACAAAAACUAUGAUAAAGAGAAACAAUCCACCAUAAAUCUUGACAUUCCAGCUAAUGAAAGAGACCCUUCAAAGUCAAACCUUUCUGAUAUUUUACUCCAUCAUCUUUCCAAAGAGGAAUUCUUAAAAGGUCAAGGCAUUAAUUGUGAAACUUUCCCUGAGAUUUCUAAUGCUGACUGUUCUGAUGAAGCCAUUAUUAAAAAUAUUAUUUUGCACUAUGCUAAGAAUUCUUGGCCAAAAGAACAAACCCCGGAAAUCACGGGCCCUCUCAGCCCCAAAAGGGAUGAUGAAAGCAGCAAUAAGCCCUAUUGUUCUCGAACUAUGAGAGAAGAAAACACCUCUAAUUUAGAAGAGCCAGUGGUUGCUGGAGAGAGCAGCUAUCAAGAAACUUCAAAUUUUCUAACUAAGAUCAAGAGUCUAUGUGAUAAACCAAAAAGUUUCCAAGGGCAGCCACCCCAGAAACAACAGACUGAAAAAGCAAUUUCAGGCAAUUGGUUCAAAUAUGGCCAUGACCAGGUUCAUUACCAGUUCUCUGAUUUCUUUAAGGUUGCUCCCAAAGUGAAAAUCCCUAAAAAUAACAUAAUUAAUAAGCCACUUAUAAUAGAUACAGAAGCCAGCCUUUCUCCUAAACUGAGAGAUAAGUCAGUUAUGAUGCAAGAUAUUUUAGAAAGCAUAUCUAGGUCAAAUUGUAUUGAAAAACAAAAGCAGAAAAGGAAAACUACUGAUUCUUCACAACAGACAGAGAUGGAGCCCACAAUACAUAUUCACCAAGAACAUCUCACAGGAAUAGAAUCCGAGACAAGUCUCUUUAAGGUGUCAUCAACCUCUCAGAAAGACCCUUGCCCAAGUUCUUCUUACAUAGUUCAAAAGAUAACUGAAGGGAAACAGAUGUGCCAGAAGUUAAAAGAACAGACUGAUCAACUGAAGACUAAAGUACAAGAAUUUUCCAAAAGCAUAGCACAGGAGUCUCCUUGUCAUUUGCAAGACAAGAAGCUGGUCCUGGAGAAACUGCAGGGACAUCUUGAACUACUGGAGCAGGAGUUUAGGGACAACAAGGAGAAGCAUCUGACUUUGAAGCAAAUUCACAGGCAUGAAUCCCCAGCUGUCGGUGACUUUGAUCCAGAAAGAGAAGUGGAAGGUGAAAUCUUCAAGUUGGAGAUGCUACUUGAAGAUGUUAAGGAGAAUAAGGGCAAAUAUACGUCAGCCGUCUGUCUUCCCGGGAGUUCUCCAAUCAUCCCUGAUGAGUUGGCAUCCACAUCCUCUCCACCCUCAAAUGAGGAGAUCCCCAACAACACCUCAGGAAGGCCCAGUCGUGCAGAGACAGCCAGUCCAAGCUGUGCCUGUAGCCACCUGGUCUUUGAAUGGAAGGAAAAUAUGGAGAAAAAAGGGCACAGAAGGCCCAGCUGUGGAAGGUGUCCCACUGCCCUUCAAGAAAAGGCACUGCAUGCAGACUCAAUUCUCGGUUCUGAUACAGGCCACAGCUGCUAUUCUGCUCCUGGGACCGGACUGCUGACUGAUAAAUGUCAGAACUGCAGCACCAAGAGUCAUAAUUGUGGAAGAAACUGUGGCAAAAAACCACCUGAAGAAUUUCAUUAUAGAUACAACACCCCAGGAGAGAAUUACUUAUAUCAUAGUGAAAGAAGCAACUUUGUCCAGCUCUGCUUUUUAAAUGAAAAUAAAAAUUCUUCAUCUUCUUGUUCAAAACCAGAAUGGAUCUGUUCCCAGACAUCGAAUCCAAAAUUCUCUCAAGACGAACAUGAGCCCAUACCAGAAAAAAAAAAUAAGAUUUUCAUGACCUACAGUUCAGACCUUGCUACACCCACACCCCAUUUCCACUUCUGCAGGAUUUCUGGAAGCAAAUCCUUAAGCAACUUGCGCAGUAUGGAAACGGAAUCUGAGAUUUUAAACUCGUCUUUGGAUCAUGCCCUAAGGACAGCAACCAUUUUGAAAGAAACUACUGAUCGAAUGAUUAGAACUAUUGCAGAAGAUCUUGCCAAAGUACAGAGAUGGAGGAAUCGGCUGAAAUACUAGUUUGACCCAAGGCAACCAAAGACUUAAAAAAAAAAAAAAAAGAAAAAGAAAAGAAAAAUGCAAAGAAAACUUUAUCUUCCCUCAAAAAGUAUCUUAUUACACAAUUUAGGAAGGUGACUUUCUAGAGACAAUACCAAAACCAUAGAAAAUGGGGGGCACCAAGUGCUUAAAAGGAAAAAAAAAAAACAACAGUGGACCCUGAUUCUUAAAUUGAAAUCAACAAGUAUUUAUUUUCAAAUAAAUCUGUUAUUCCUAACUCAUAAUGGAAGAAAUUAAAACAAUAAACUAGG
Neofelis nebulosa (Clouded leopard) is the source of this 2807-nucleotide messenger RNA. RefSeq names its product AKNA domain containing 1 (gene AKNAD1). Lineage: Eukaryota; Metazoa; Chordata; Mammalia; Carnivora; Felidae. The record is from RefSeq and is a predicted model, not a curated record.